GCAGUACAAUCAGUGGCUUAUCUCGCUAGUUUUAUGAGAUUAACUGAAAUAAGUGAAAAAAGUAUGAUGUUUACAAGUAAAUAUACAUAAGUAUACAGAAGAUAACUGCUUUCCACAUUGAAGACAACACAAACACAAAUCUUAUUUGUGUUUAUAUUCAGAUUUCUUUAGAUUAUGUCGUCUUUUCCUCUGGAGAAACAUUUGAGAAGCAGCAAGCAAUUGAGAUGUGAAAUAGCAGUCUAAGAAAGAGAGCUGACAGCCUGUCAGCAGACGUCCAGACGUGUCAGAUCCUCUCAGCGGGACCGAGCUCCAUAUUCUGACACGCCAGUGAGUGUGAUUCCAUGCGAAGGAGUGAAUUAGGAGAGACCUUUACACAACCGAACCUCCUUCGUGAUGUCCUACGGUGUAACUUCUCUCAGAACAGCAGAGGAGACGUUCAACAUGCUGGACGGCUCUGUAAUCCUACGCCUGCAGAUGAACUUCCGCCUCACUGCGGUGACUGUGAAUUCCCGGUUUUUGAUUCAGAGCCACCGGUUUCCCAAGAAAAAGCGGAUAACCGAUGCUUGUCGUCCCUCAUCUCCACAUGUGAAGACUGUCUCAGACGCGGCCCUGAAUGUGCGUGGUGCUCUCAGGAGAGGUUUCUGGACGGGGCUCAUGUGAGUCAGCGAUGCGGAUCUGUCUCUGACCUGCGAGUGCGGGGCUGUGAAGAGGCGUUCAUCGAGAACCCCAAUGUGAAGGUGGAAGUAAACUCCACUGACGGCAGCUCACAGGUGUCACCGAGAGAGAUUAACAUCCACCUACGACCAGGCGGCGAGGCGACGUUUGUGGUUGAGGUGCAGCAGUUGGAGCGCUAUCCUGUGGAUCUGUACUAUUUAGUGGAUGUCUCGGCCUCCAUGCAGGAUAAUCUGGACCGGCUAAAGACGGCGGGUCUGGCUCUGUCUCAUCAGAUGAAGGAACACUCCAGCGACUUUAGAGUGGGCUUCGGGUCGUUCGUGGAUAAACCACUGUCUCCCUACAUCGACGUGCAUCCCUCCAAACUCCUGAACCCCUGCAGUGAUUAUGAGGUGCAGUGCAGGCCCGCUCACGGCUACAUCCACGUCCUCCCCGUCACACAGAACAUGACCGAGUUCACGCGGGUCAUUCAGGAGCAGAGGAUCUCUGGGAACAUGGACACGCCGGAGGGAGGCUUUGAUGCCAUGCUGCAGGCCACCGUCUGCCAGAAAGACAUCGGAUGGCGACCCGAAGCGAAGCAUCUGCUGCUGGUUAUGACAGACCAGCCGUCUCAUUUGGCUUUGGACAGUAAACUGGCGGGGAUCGUGACUCCUCAUGACGGCCGCUGCCACCUAGAGGAAAACAUCUACACCCAAUCUACUACUAUGGAGCACCCAACCAUCGCUCAACUGGCUGAGAAGCUUCUGGAGAACAGCGUUUACUCCAUCUUCGCGGUGGAUCAGGUGCUAUAUCAGUGGUAUGAGGAUCUCCUGGACUUGAUUCCUGGAAGUUACGUGGGCCGCCUGUUUCCCAAAGCAUCAAAUCUGAAAGAUUUAGUAGUGCAUGCGUACAAGAAGCUGCUGUCGGAUGUGGAGGUGCAGAUCGGCGUGGAGGACGGCCAGGCUCAGCGCUUCCGGGUGAACGUUACGCCAUUGUGCCCCGACGGUUCCGCCGCUUCUGGAAACACGAAAUGUUCCGGCGUUCGGCCCAAACAAACAGUUUUCUUCAAGGUGACCGUAGGAAUGAACUCGUGUUCUGCGGAUGGCGGCGAUCGGGACGUUCUGAUGUCGAUCAAGCCGGUGGGAUUUAACGAGUCUGUUAGUGUACGCAUCCGUCAGAUGUGUGGGUGUGACUGCACGGAGACGGGCCGUUGUCAUGACGACACCGAAACCUCGGCCUGUCCCGUGGAGACUGGCGCCUGUAGAGCGGACGGAGGCGAACCCGUCUGCAGCGGGAGAGGAGUCUGUAAAUGCGGGACGUGUGUGUGCGACUCCAGCAGGUUGGGAAACAUCUACGGGAAGUUCUGUGAGAUGGACGACUUCUCCUGUCCGUAUGUGAAGGGCCUGGUGUGUGGAGGACACGGCCGGUGUGUUUCAGGUGAAUGUGUGUGUCUUCCUGGCUGGACGGGCGAGGCCUGCGACUGUCCCGACACCACCGAGAGCUGCGUGUCAGACGACGGCUUGAUCUGCAGCGGCUGGGGGAAGUGUGUGUGCGGCAAGUGCGUUUGUGACGACGCCCGGCGAUCCGGAGAGUUCUGUGAGAAAUGCCCCGUCUGCUACAACUCCUGUCAAUCGCACUGGAACUGUGUGAAGUGUCACCUGUCGAACGGACUCGGACCAAACGCGCACCAGCUCUGUAAUCACAGCUGCGCUCCAUCGGUGGAGUAUGUGGACGACAUCACAGAGCUGGUCCGGGGGAAAUACUGCCUGUAUCCCAGCAGUGAGAAGUGUCAGUACCGCUUUCUUGUGGACUUGGCUUCAGAUCGGCCUCAGCUGCACAUUAGUCGACAUCCUGUGUGUGCUUGGAGUCGGCGCUACUUUAAGACGUUCCUCAGCGCUUUCCUUCUGACGGUCACGCUGGGAAUCGGCAUGCUGGCCGUCGUCCGACAGCUGCUGAGAGCCAGAAACUGCUCGUGGCAGACCAACCCGGAGCAACAGUUUGACCACAGCCAUAAGGACUCCUCAUACGUCCCCUCGACCAACGAGAAGACGAUCACAUACAGGAGGGACCGUCUCCCGAAUCACCCGGUGGAAAUGGACUCGCACGUGCCCAAGAAGCCCCUGAGUGACGUCUGGCAGUGAUGAAGGGUCAAAGGUCGCUGUAAAAAGGAAGCACUACCUGAAUGAAAACACAAUAUGUCUCUUUAAGCACUUAACUUCACGGAACCAAUAUUCUGUGUGGGUUUUCUGAGGGUGUUUUUCGUUCCUUUUCAUUCUGUUUCUAAUUUAUGAUGUUGAAUGGCAUUAAGUCUCUCGUUCUGAAGCCACAUAGGAUGAAGAGCAGCAGAAGAGGAGACGGUACGUAAAUGCCUGUUAAACCCUUACUGGCGUGCUUUAGACGCGUUAACCUCAAUAGGCCAGUUUUCUGCUGUUACUGUUGUUUUACUUGUUUUAUUUUAGUUGUAAAUACACUACAGACUCUGGCUGUGUUCAGAAUAGCAUACGAGCAUACUGUGCAUACUAUUUCUCUAGUUUGCAUGCAGAAAAUACACAGACUGCAGUAAAAAAGCAAAAAAAAGGGCAAAAGGAACACUGUCCCACAAUGCAGUGGACUAAACGCUUCCAGAACAAUGAUGCAUUAUAUGGACUUAAUAAUUAUAUUAGUAAUAAUUAUUUUAUGAAUUUAUUAUAUUACCAGUAAUUAAAUUUAAUUAUUGGGCUACAAAAGAUUUAGACUUUUUAGCUUUUUAGUUUUCAUUUUUGUUUACAUUUUGGUAAUUUUAUGUGCUUUUAUUGUGCUUUUAUGUUUAUGUAUGGUAUUUUAUAUUUCUAUUUUGCCUUUUUUAUUUCUGCAUAUAUAUAUCAAGUUUACAUACACCUUGCGGAAUCUGCAAAAUGUUAAUUUUAUCAAAAUAAGAGGGAUUAUACAAAAUGUAUGUUUUUUUUUUAUUAUUUAGUACUGACCUGAGUUAGAUAUUUCACAUAGAAGACAAAGUCCACAAGAGAUAAAAAUAGUUGAAUUUAUAAAAAUGACCCUUUUCAAAACUUCAGAAGGAAAAACGAUGCAUUAAGAGCCGAGGGUGAAAACUUUUGAACUAUUUUUUUUCUCUUAUGGACUAUAUGUAAACAUCUUUUAUGUGAAAUAUCUUUUUCAGGUCAGUACUAAAUAAACAAUAACAUGCAUUUUAUACGAUCCCUCUUAUUGAGGUAAAAUAAUUUAACGUUUUAUAGGUGUAUGUAAACUUUUGACAUAUAUAUUCUAUUUAUAUUUAUAAUGUAGUCUAUUUAAAUCUAUGUAGAUUUAUUUUAAUUUCAGUUUUGUUUUAUUAAUUUUAGUACUUUAAAUUUUGAAAUGAACAGUUUGAACUUGAAUGGUUAAUUAUAAUUAUUAUUAUUAUUUUUAUUAUAUUAUUUUUAU
Molecule: messenger RNA, 4068 nt
Organism: Labeo rohita (rohu)
Lineage: Eukaryota; Metazoa; Chordata; Actinopteri; Cypriniformes; Cyprinidae
Gene: itgb8
Product: integrin, beta 8
Exons: 18
Coding region: 342-2792 (816 amino acids)
Biological process (GO): cell adhesion mediated by integrin; integrin-mediated signaling pathway; cell migration
Cellular component (GO): cell surface; integrin complex; focal adhesion
Molecular function (GO): integrin binding
Source: RefSeq, a predicted model, not a curated record